Messenger RNA from Plenodomus lingam JN3, 984 nucleotides. The record is from RefSeq and is a predicted model, not a curated record. NCBI's taxonomy places the organism in Eukaryota, Fungi, Ascomycota, Dothideomycetes, Pleosporales, Leptosphaeriaceae.
AUGUCCAGUAGUACUCCUUGUGGUCCUUCAUAUCGCUACGAACCUCUUGAUGCUUCAGUAGGCUCCAUACGCUUACUCACAAUUCUGCCUCAUCUCUCUGGCACUGGACUCAUACAGUGCAAGAUCUGGCACGAUACUGUCGAUGCCACGUACACGUGUCUCUCAUAUGCUUGGGGCUCUGAAGAUGGCGAGCAACUUAUUUUGCUGAACGGAAAUGAGUUUCGCGUGCGCAAGAACCUCUGGGACUUUAUGAAAACGGCCAAGCAGAAGUAUGCCGACCAACCCCGUAGCUUUUGGAUCGACGCCCUGUCAAUCGACCAAGAAUCUAGAACAGAGCGCAAUCACCAAGUAGCGCAAAUGGGUCUAGUCUACUCCAAUGGCGUUGAAGUUAUAUCCUGGCUAGGUCUUGAUCAGCGUAUUUGUCGAGCCAUCAAAAUGAUUCUGCCGCCCUCGCCGUAUUAUACGGCUUUCUGUAAAGGAGAAGGGUUUAAAAUAUGGGAUCAACUCAACCCACAACUGCCCGGGCAACUCAAACGCGACUGGCUGGCAGUCACCAGAGCCGAUUAUUGGAUGCGAGCCUGGAUCACGCAGGAGAUUUACCUUGCGCGGAAAGUAAUACUUCUGGUUGACAAUGUCGAAAUCGAAGCCACAUACAUGUCACGAAUGGCUCCAUUCCUUGGCCACAUCAAUGAGCUCGAGGGAGACAAAUGGCUGAAGCCCGAAUACUGGGAUACCGAUACCAGAGUGUUCUUUACCUACUUGUACGCUUUUGCUAACAAAGCUCCGACCAAACUGAGGCUCAUUGAUUUCUUCAACCUAUUACCCGGCAGAGUGUGCGAACAUCCCCGUGACCGUGUCUACUCGUUGUUGGCCCUUGCAUCGGACACGAAUGGCAUCACAGUCGACUAUAAUGGGCCCAUCAGUGACGUCGUCUUGCAACUGUUACGCACAUACCGCACUACAAUGUUUCGUCAUGGGACCUGA